Acomys russatus (golden spiny mouse) is the source of this 1154-nucleotide messenger RNA. It is a transcript of the gene Stmnd1, whose product is annotated as stathmin domain containing 1. The coding region runs from base 296 to 1132 and encodes 278 amino acids. Gene Ontology annotation, cellular component: neuron projection; cytoplasm. The record is from RefSeq and is a predicted model, not a curated record. NCBI's taxonomy places the organism in Eukaryota, Metazoa, Chordata, Mammalia, Rodentia, Muridae. Gene Ontology annotation, biological process: neuron projection development; regulation of microtubule polymerization or depolymerization; microtubule depolymerization. The transcript has 5 exons. Gene Ontology annotation, molecular function: tubulin binding.
CAGCCCUUCCCUCUCCUCUCUCCUGCAGACACCAAUUCCAGUCCUAGUAGGGAUUUGGAUAGCUUCUCAGAGCUUCUAGUUUUCCCUUGCAAAAGUCCCAUCCCUGCUCAAGUCCCAGGUCUGCGUAAGGCGGUUUAUUGUAGCAACAGUUUCCAGCAACUGCCCAGAUAGCGGAGCACCUUCUACCCAGCCUGGAGGUGUGGGAGGAGGGAACGCUGGGCAGGGACUGGGAAAGGAGGACUCCAGGACUAGACAGGAGCUUCAGGGGCACAGCCUAGCCUGGAGAGGAGGAGCGAUGGGCUGCGGACCUUCCCAGCAAGCAGAGGACCAGAGCCUGAGCCGCUUGCCUUCGCCCAGGAAAGGCUGGGAAGAGGGAUCUAAGGCUAAUGUCAGAGUGACUUCUUCCAAAGAGAAUUGCAGGCCCCAAACUGAUGCUGCAUGGCACAGGGACACUGUAGACAAUGCCAAAAGUGUGGACCAACAAGCUCAGAUGGGAAGCUUGCCUGGGACUAUUCCAGAAAGUUCUCCAUCUCUCAGUAAAACAAAUGGGAGAGCAAAUUCAGAUCCAGUGUCCAAUGAACUAAUCAAUAAACCCCAACUCCUGGAGAGUCGAGAGCGACCGAAGUCAUCAGACAUCCUGGAAGAGCUAAUUGUCCAAGGAAUCAUACAGAGCCGAAGCAAAGUAUUUAGAAAUGGAGAGUCAUAUGAUGUCAUGGUGGACACUACUGAAAAGCCACUGAGAAAGCCACCAGCCAGACUGAAAAAACUUAAGGUGACAAAGGAGGUGAAGGACUUCACAAUCCAAGACAUAGAAGAAAAGAUGCAGGCAGCGGAGGAGCGACGAAAGACGAAAAAAGAAGAAAUCAGGAAAAGGCUACGGAGUGACCGACUUCUGCCCACAGCUAAUCCCUCAGAGGAUGCUCAACCGGGCAGGGUAGAGGUUCCAUUCGCAAAAGGCCUUCCAGCUUUGAGUAUCCCUGCUUUGGAGAGGUCAUCUCUGCAGGAAGGAGAGACACUCAAGAGGAAGAAGAGCGAAAGUGAUGUGGCCCGGAUGAAACAGAACUACACCUGUGCAGGUUUGGAGCUUGUGGAGUCCGACGUGUACUACAACCAAGAAGACAACGUAUUCUGAUGCAUCAUUAAAAAAGAAUAAA